AUGGCAGAGGGGGCGAAGGUGGCGAGAAUCGUCCGUCGCCGCAGGGCCGAAGGCGACGACGACGACGACGAGAACGAACGGGUGCCGCAGGUGGAGGUUGAGCAACAAAAGAAGAAGACGUCCCGUCCAAAGGCGCCAAAGGCAAUGGAAGCUGCGCCGGACGCAACGCUUGCAACGCACUCGGACCCCGUGACGAUGGGCGCCGGCGCAUCUUCUUCCCUCCCCCCACCCUCCGCAUCCACGGCAACGGUGGCGCCCACAGCAAUGACGAUGGGAGAUCGCCUGGAUGCACCGCAGGUCGCUGGGAGUGUGGAAGAUGUCUUUGAGAUUGCAUAUGACAACUACACCUCCAAUGAUUUGUAUGCGUUACUAAAGCGCAUUACGCGUCAGGAAGUGGAAAGGCGCAUGAUUGAACAUGAGCAACUGCGUCAGAAACAACAGCGGGUUCCUCAAGUGGAGCGUUUCCUAGAUGCCACCUCCAAAACAGGUAGCAGUGGCAGCAGCGGCGGCGGUGGCAAUAAGGCUACAGAAGAGGGCUGUGGGUAUAACUACAGUGUCAUGUUGCGGCGUCUCUUCUUUGCGCUUAACCGCAACAAGGAGAGCAGUGCUAUGACAGAACGUAACCGACUUCCUGAGCCAAAGCUGGAGAAAAUUGGAAAGAAAAAAGUUAUUAUUACCAAUUUUGGUCGUAUUUGUCAGGCCUUUAAUCGUCCCAUUCAAGAUGUAAAGGAUUAUAUUGAAAAGGAACUUUCUGUAGGAGGAAACCUUGACAGCAAUGAUGCGCUUAUUCUUAAGUACGAGAUUCAGAAAUCUACUGCGUUUGAUAAUAUUUUAUACAAAUAUUUGGACGAGUUUGUAAAGUGUAACUCGUGUCAUAAGAUUGACACGACACUCACAAAGGAGGGAAGACGCAUGGAACUCCGAUGCAAUUGGUGUACGGCUACACGUACUGUGCAAGCCGUUGGUUCCGCCACGUACAGUGCACAGGUAGGCAAACGUUCAAAGGCAAGGUUGCAGGCGAUGACUCUUUAA
Trypanosoma cruzi is the source of this 1032-nucleotide messenger RNA. Its product is annotated as translation initiation factor, putative. Lineage: Eukaryota; Euglenozoa; Kinetoplastea; Trypanosomatida; Trypanosomatidae. Gene Ontology annotation, biological process: translational initiation; formation of cytoplasmic translation initiation complex; formation of translation preinitiation complex. The transcript has a single exon. The record is from RefSeq and is a predicted model, not a curated record. Gene Ontology annotation, molecular function: translation initiation factor binding; translation initiation factor activity; mRNA binding. The coding region runs from base 1 to 1032 and encodes 343 amino acids. Gene Ontology annotation, cellular component: eukaryotic translation initiation factor 2 complex.